CCGAUCGUUGGUAACCGCGAUUUGGCCCGUCGUUGAUCGUCGCUUUGUUGAGCUCACGAAACAAUUAGCUGCAGAGUUCGAAGUAGGCAAUGGGCUAUUUUGUCACUUUAGAAAACCGUUUCUGAACGCUUUAGUUACAAUUAAUUCUCGUGUUCUGCACAGCGUUGAUUGCGAGUGGAAUUGCAUCGAGAUUGCGAAAAGAGCAAUGGCGACAAAUAAUGUUAAGCUGCCGGACUUGAUCCAAAAAUGGAUUGAAGUGCAAAAGAAGUUCACCGAAUUGGAACGAACAAAACCACUCGAUAUUGACGCAAUCAACUUGACACUCUUGCUGAAGUCGAUGGGACUGCGGUUACAGUACCUGGACUUUGAGGCUGAAAAAAGUAACACCGAUAAUCUGACGAUCACCGUCAAGUGUAACAAAUCCGGCAUGAGGGCAGAACUAAGCUACGAGCUGUUGCGAUGCAGCUGUCCGGAGAAAAGCGACCGUGAAAGCUCUUUCUGGCAGGUACAAGGAACAGGACCGACGGUGUUUUCAAAGUUCAAGAACAACGCUUCAUCUAACCUGCUGCCGGACGUUACGGAAAGCUGUGCACUCGUCUCGAAGGCAAUGCUCUCGAACCUGUUAGACUAUUACGAGGCCAGCAUUCGAGAGGUGAAGGAAGGGAAGGAACAGGCCAUGUUGCUUUCUCCAUUGAAAUCACCGCGACCCAAGGUGAAUGUCAUAAGUCCAGGAUUGACGAUGAAAAAACCUUUCUCGACACCACCGGCCGAAGGAAAAUGUUCAUCACGUAUUGACAUAGUAUCGGGUGUUUGCGACCCAGGAGAGGAUAAGAUGAAGAACGAGGAAAUUGGAGGAAAAAAUCAAGGCAAGGACGAUACAAUUCCUAAUAGCUCAUCUCUACUGAGCCGACAAUCUGGAGAGGGUGAAACUAAGUCGAAUACAUCAUCUGAGAGCGUGGGCAUAAAUAAUAAAACCCGUGAGAUGUUGAAUACUGAACAUCCCGUAAACAAACCAGUGGUCGAUGGAAUCCUCAGUCCCGCACAUACUAGUGUAGCCGAUGAAAAUGCGUACGAAGCAAUGAAAACGCUCAUCACUUCAAGUCCUAAUGAUAAGCCUGCCGAUACGCCCAACUCUCAGUUUGAAUGUGAUCGAAACGUUAUCAGCUAUCUACAGGAAGCUCGUAGCCAGAUCGAUAUGGCUUUACUACUGAUGAAGAUCAACACCACGCAGGACGGUUCGAAUGGUUUCGGUGGCACCAUUACUCCCCAGCAUGCAUCUUCCAUAUCGAGAAAGUCGCUCGUUUCAACUCCCAAAUUUGCACAUUCCCGUUCCAGCUCGUUGCUGAGCAUCGAACGAAGACGUCCACCGGUUGAUGUUGGAGCGGUGAAAAAAAUCUCAUCCGCAUCUACGCUCCAGUCCGUCUCGCGGUUGUCCAUUGGUGGUGCUACAGUACGUGCGGACACACCAAGACCUUCCGUGGCGCAAUUGAAGUCAGUUGCUGCAUUACGCAAACCCGUCGGCAUGAGACCGCCAGCAUCGUUAAGCGGAACACCACAGGUACAACAGAUGCCGGUUGGGUUGAAAAAACCGUCCACAGGUUCUAUUGGAUUGCUAUCGAGCCAAAGAAAACUGUUGCCACCGACAACUCCCACAACAUCCGGAAGGACAAUUCCCAAGACAGUGGCGUCUGGACGACAACCGUCCGGCACUGGCUUCAUUCAACGAUCGUCCAGCGCUUCUUACAUAAGCAAAAAAUAGAUUCAACAGAGAAAAAACUUGAUAAUUGCAUAUAACCGUACGCAGGGCGCAUAGCAUGUUUAUAUUGCAUGGAAUAAUAGUGUUAAAAAUUAAUUCCACUGAAUGAUUGUCCCAAAUAUACUGUUCUGUUUAUCCUAAGCAACCUUUAAUAUCUUUUUUUCAUUUUACUAGCUGUAUCGGGCCCGGUUACACGGCUACGCAAGAGAACUAUGCAGUGUACUCAAAAUUAUUCUUCUUUAUUGGCACAAGAGGUCUGGGCCUACCAUUUCUGGCUUAUUUUACUUUAUUUAUCCGUAGCCAGAUAGUUAGUCCUGCGUACGGGGGAUUGGUCCGGUUGUGAUUUUACCUUGCUCUGUCGUGUGAAGACCGGCACUGCUACCAAUACACCACCGGGCUGCCCCGUGCUU
Molecule: messenger RNA, 2166 nt
Organism: Anopheles moucheti
Lineage: Eukaryota; Metazoa; Arthropoda; Insecta; Diptera; Culicidae
Exons: 2
Coding region: 206-1759 (517 amino acids)
Source: RefSeq, a predicted model, not a curated record